Molecule: messenger RNA, 4101 nt
Organism: Sitophilus oryzae (rice weevil)
Lineage: Eukaryota; Metazoa; Arthropoda; Insecta; Coleoptera; Curculionidae
Gene: DCX-EMAP
Product: echinoderm microtubule-associated protein-like CG42247
Exons: 23
Coding region: 111-3233 (1040 amino acids)
Biological process (GO): intracellular signal transduction; microtubule cytoskeleton organization
Cellular component (GO): mitotic spindle
Molecular function (GO): microtubule binding
Source: RefSeq, a predicted model, not a curated record
CCCGAGUUUAUGGUAAUAGGCGGCAGAAAUCGAGGUUAUUUAUGGAAAGGUAUGCAGUCGGUGUGAAGGUGUAUCGCCGUUUUACCUAGUGUCGUUGAACGUUUAAAAUAAUGGCGGUGGCUCCAUCUCGCGCGGGCAGCCGCAUGCAGCAGUACGACGACGCCGGCCUCCAGGAGGCGGUCGCCGCGGCCGCUCAGCAAGGCGAGGGUGGCGCCGCCACCGGCGCCGGUGAGGACGCCGACGUGCCCGCCGCCCCCGAUCCCAACGCCCUCAGUCUAGUGCCGGCCGCUGGCAAUGGCGCGCAGCACAAUCAGAGAGACGUAAGCGACGACGAGGACGACGACCAUCCGGUAGCCAACGGAGGUGGCUAUUGGAGGCAAGGGGCGGCCACCCGCCCCUCCAGUCCUCCGAUGGCGGAUAAUGCCAGCGACGCAUCUUCUAUGCAACCCCCAGCGCCCAGAUCAAAAAGCCGAGUAGAAAUGGCAACCAGCAGAUAUUCUAAUUUGGGAUAUUGGAAAGCUCGUAGAGUACUUUUUUACAAAAAUGGCGACCCAUUCUUCCCCGGAGUUGAAUUUAGAUUUAAACCAGGACGUGAUAUUGUUAGUUUGGAAUCUUUAUUGGAUAAAUUGUCACUUAGAAUGGAUCUUCCAAGAGGAGCAAGAUAUAUUUUUUCUAUGGAUGGAGAUCGGAAAUACAGACUAGAUGAACUAGAAGAUGGAGCUUCUUAUGUCGUUUCGUCAUAUAAAACGUUUAAGGCUGCUAGUUAUGGAAAGAAAAAUGGUAUCUGGUAUGCCGCGCCAGGAGGUCAAGGUUGGAGCAAAGCUACCAGCAGGAAAGCCUCCAUAGUAGAGACCGACGUCCCUCCACCAGGAGGUGGAACCAUCAAACCUUCUUCGGGCAGAGUCAUUCGCAUUAUUAAUAAUAUGGACCAUACCGUUCAGUGUCGCGUGCUUCUAAACUUGAGGACCUCGCAACCGUUCGAAGAAGUUCUAGAGGAUUUAGGACAAGUACUGAAAAUGAACGGGGCUAAGAAAAUGUUUACGGUCUCUGGACAAGAAGUGAGAAGUUUUUCGCAGCUGAGAAACGAAUUUGCCGACGAGGACACAUUUUAUUUAGGUAUUGGUAGUGUUGGUGCUGUUGCUGUUGCUACUGCCAGUCCUGGCGUGAUGCUUUCACCCGUAAGAAGAGGGCGUUCCAGAGCCCAACAGACUGCCAUUGUAGAGGACAUGAGUAAACAGCAAAGAGCUAGGAGUAAAAGUAGACCUAGAGCUUUGUACGCGCCGGAGAGUGAAAUUGUUAGAACAAAUGAUUACACAUUAUUAGAAGUUUUAAAAGAAGAACCAGUUAGAGUUACAAUCAAAGGCCUCCGAAGAACAUUCUAUCCACCAAUUCAUCAUGCUCCUAUGGACAACGCCCCUCCAGAAAAGAAAAUGCUACUAGAAUGGGUUUAUGGAUAUCGAGGUACAGAUUCCAGAAAAAAUCUCUGGGUACUUCCCACAGGAGAACUGUUGUAUUACGUGGCAGCUAUUGCUGUCAUGUUCGACAGAGACGAAGAAACACAAAGGCAUUAUACCGGACAUACCGAAGACAUUCAAUGUAUGGAUCUACAUCCAUCGCGAGAAAUGGUAGCAUCGGGUCAACGAGCUGGUAGAAAUAGGAAGACUCAAGCUCAUAUUAGAAUAUGGAGCACAGAAACGUUACAGACACUGUAUGUUUUUGGAAUGGGAGAAUUUGAAGUGGGAGUAGCGGCAGUUGCUUUUUCAAAUUUGAAUGGUGGAAGUUAUGUUCUUGGUGUUGAUGCUGGUAGAGAAAGUAUACUCUCUGUAUGGCAAUGGCAAUGGGGCCAUCUGCUAGGAAAAGUUGCAACUUUACAAGAAGAAUUAACAGGGGCUGUGUUCCAUCCUCUUGAUGACAAUUUAAUGAUCACACAUGGAAGAGGCCACUUAACUUUUUGGAAUAGAAGAAAAGAUGGAUUUUUCGAGAGGACCGAUAUUAUUAAACCGCCUUCCAGGACUCUAAUUACUUCAUUACAAUUUGAACAAGAUGGUGAUGUUAUAACUGCAGACAGUGAUGGCUUUAUUACUAUUUACAGCGUUGAUGCCGAUGGGGCAUAUUUCGUCAGAAUGGAAUAUGAAGCUCAUAAUAAAGGUGUAGGGGCAUUAGUAAUGUUAUCAGAAGGAACUUUGCUGUCUGGUGGAGAAAAAGACAGAAGAAUCGCUGCUUGGGAUUCUUUACAAAACUACAAAAGGAUAACAGAUACAAAACUUCCUGACAUCUUUGGUGGAGUCAGAUCAAUCUAUCCUCAAAGACCUGGAAGAAAUGAUGGUAAUAUUUAUGUCGGCACGACUAAAAACAACAUUUUGGAAGGCUCUCUCCAAAGAAGAUUUAACCAGGUCGUUUUUGGACACGGUAGACAACUUUGGGGACUGGCAGUACAUCCUGAUGAUGAAAUAUUCGCUACUGCUGGACAUGACAAAAAUAUAGCGUUAUGGAGAAAGAACAAGCUUAUCUGGACAACACAGGUAUCAUUCGAAUGUAUAUCUCUAAGUUUCCAUCCGUUUGGAGUAGCACUAGCCACCGGUAGUACCGAAGGACAUCUUCUGAUCUUAAACUCAGAAAAUGGACAAAUCGUCAACACUAUACGUGUGUGUGGAUCUCCUCUGAGCUGCGUUGGAUUCAAUCCGAGUGGAGAUUUAAUAGCAAUAGCAUCCCAAAAUGGCAGCAUCUACCUGUUCAGAGUUAGCAGAGAUGGUUUCUCUUAUAAGAAAUCUAACAAAAUACGAGGUUCCCAACCUCUAAUGCAAAUGGACUGGAGUUCAGACAGCAAUUACCUACAGACUGUAACAGCCGAUUACGAUCUUUCAUUCUGGGACGUAAAAUCAUUAUCACCCGAAAAAAGUCCCAUUGCCAUGAAGGAUGUAAAAUGGUACACCCAUAAUUCUACAGUAGGAUUUAUGGUAGCAGGUGUAUGGAAUAAUCGAUACUAUCCAAUGACUUCCAUUAUCAGUACAGCAAGCAGAUCAGCAGCACAUGACCUGCUCAUCACUGGAGAUACUGAUGGAUACUUGAGACUGUUUAGAUAUCCUUGUUUAACUCCCAAAGCUGAGUACAACGAAGAAAAAGUAUACAGUGGAACAGUAGCUUGUGCCAGGUUCCUGUUCAAUGACAGAAAUAUUGUGACAGUUGGCGGCACUGAUGCCGCCUUGAUGUUAUGGCAGUUAACGGAAGAAUAGCAUAAGCCCUCAUCAGUUUACCUACCGGUUAUAAGAAAUACCCCUCAGCGAGUGAGGGGUUGGAGAGGCGAGAGAGUAUAUCAGAACGACUACGAAGAAGAAAGGGAAUACUACGAUUCCGACGUAGACAGUACAACCUUUGAAGUUUUGAAUUUGCACUUCUAGCGACGUAAGGAUUCUCGAAAAUUGAGGUUUGCCAUCUAGGGAAGAUUUUUAUCAGUGCUAUAGAUUUAUAAAUAUCAUAUGAACAAGAAAUGUUAUACUUAUAAUAGAUUGAAGUGCCGAAGGUUCACAAAGUCAUGUUUCAUACGAAAUAUUUUGUUUAUAAAAAUACUUUUUUAAAAUUAGUAUAUAUUAAUAUUUAUAAUUUAGUUUGAGAAAAAAAAUUUGUUUAUAUUGUUAACAUAAUUCACACAAAUUAUAAUAUAUUACUCUUAAAUUCUAAUUUAGUUUCUCAUCAUUCAAUGGACAGGCAAAACAAAUAAACUCUAUUGUAGGUUAUAAGACACUCUUAACUAUGAAACUUUUCGAUCAUACGGUAUGAUUAGUUAACAUACAUUGAGAGUUCCUAAAAUGAUUUUGUUCACAUGUAAUUACUUAAUUUUAACAAAUACAGACGAAUUCUGAGGAUUUUUAUAGGAAAAUACCAUACAAUCCAAAAACGACGUCAGAGAUGGCUUAGAAAUGAAGAUCUGUGUCGUUUAUAUAUAAAAUUGUAUAAGAAAUGCCAUCGAUCGUCAUUUCCACGUUAACUGGACGCCGUUUUUUUUUAUCAAAAAACUCGAAGAAACAUUACUGACUACAAAGUUGGAAGAAAAAAUCUUACACAAAACAAUUGUUAGACUAAUGUCAGAAUGCCUAAUAUACA